AUGGCUUCUCUUGACAUGGACGUCGAUACCUCGCAGUUGGACAAAGCGAUACAUGAGCUUGAUGAUAUCUACGCGGAGUUAAAAAAUCUGAAAAACAGAUCAUCUUCAAUAGAUUUACCAAAACAAGGCGAUGAGGGAGUUUAUUCCUCGCCCAAGUCAACUCCAAUAAAUAAAAAAGUUAUGUUUGUGCAGGUCCCUACUAAAUUUAACCGAAAUGUCGAAGCAAGAAAUCAUUCAACUGAACGGCAGAAGUUACGAAGUUCUUCCACAAGAGACAAGGAGGAAAUAUCCUUGGAAAUGAAACGAAAUGAAACCUCACCUACGCACACCACAUUUCAACAAUACAGAAGCUCAUCCGCACGAACUGCACCCAAAUAUACUCACCAUAGUGAAGCCAACAACAAAGCAAGUGCAAGGAACUGGCCGCCUAUUAUUAUUAAUUCCAAACGAAAACUAAGUUCACCGGCCGCGACAUCGCAUGGAUAUUAUGAAGAUACAAAAAGCAGGACGCCAUUUUAUCAAAAUUACUCUAAAAGUUUGGACAAACGUGGAUAUAACAACGGAUACAUCGUAUCAGUGGACCAUGCUGCAAAAUCAAAGACUCUUGAUAGAAGAUCUAGCUCCCACCGUGAAGUGAUUCUUCCGCCUCCCCCUUAUGUUCCACAUACUUCCCCUGUAAGGUCGGACUCGGGGUCAGAUUACGAUGAGGUUGCUUCCAAUGGUGAAGAGUUGUUAGGAACUGCUGAUUAUGAUGUAAUACCCGAUCCGGUGCCAGUAACCACCAAUGAAAAACUUUCAUCUACUCAAACAUUGCCCUACGUCACUCCAAAGGAAUCACCAUCAAAGCUUUACAGCACAGUCGACAUGAAGAAAAAACGCGCUUCUGUCGUGUUCGUUGAAGAGACAGACUCACGUCGUCAAAGCAGCCGUAGCUCGUCCAGACGUAAAAGCAGCCAUUCAACACCUGAGAGGAAUCAAACAAUAUUUUCGACAGGUCAACCUCCCAGUCAAAUGAAUGAGCAAUUCAAUGAGGAUUCAGAUGUGGAAUGGGACGAUGAUGAGUGGGAUCUUGACAGUAAAGGAACAUCACGUCGAGCAAGUCGUGCAGCGGUUAUAUCAACUACUAUUGACGGUCCAGCUGAAACUUCUUUUGGUGAACCAAGAGCUUUUCCAGUAGCUGAUGUGAACAAGAAUAACAACGGGAGAUCAGAUAAAGACGGCGAAUGCAUGUGGUGUAGGAUUCUGAUGGCAAUUUUCACAUUGCUAGCAUGCCUGAUGUUUAUUUUGAUGAUCAUUGGUUAUAUUAUAAUCGGAAUAAACGUAGACAAUGAUAUCCGGGAUGCAUACGCUGCUGCAGCCAACUCAGGCACAACUUAACCAAGCUUCUUGCAUCAACAGUUAUUUCCAAUGCUACUAAUUUCAAUUCUACAAGUGGUCUUUAAAUGUUACCGAGAGCUUUGCUGACACGUCAUUAUUUUACUUGCUGCGUAAUUCACGUCACCACUGUGCAUAUAACGCGACGUAAUUGGUCUUCCCUGUAAUUCUGACACUCGUCAAAUGACAAGCAUCAUUAUAAGGCCAGCAACAACUAUACA
This is a messenger RNA of Ciona intestinalis (vase tunicate), 1595 nucleotides long. The record is from RefSeq and is a predicted model, not a curated record. NCBI's taxonomy places the organism in Eukaryota, Metazoa, Chordata, Ascidiacea, Phlebobranchia, Cionidae.